GCUGUCAAAUUAAAUUGACGCGCGAAAUAAGCAAAACAAAACAGAAAUGUCACAGUCGGGGUGUCCUCUUGGUGACAGAAUCAUAGUAGGUUACAUUUUACCCGAAAAGAAGGUUAAAAACUCCGAAAAUGACGACUCUGAUUGGGAAGAUGAUGAUGAGGAGGAGGAAGAAGAAGCACAGCCGGAGUUUCUGGAUAUGAAAGAGAUGGACAGCGUUAGUUCAGGAGGACACGUGUUUAAUUCCUCCGUACCGGGCCGAAACGAAGUUGAUUUCCUGGACAGCGUGUCUGGUAAGAGAUGCAGAGUACUGGGCCGGUUCAGUCUGAAGGACCCGUGGUGGGAGGCUACCUGCACAGCCCGCGCAGCCAGGGGCAAGCUGGUGCUACGGGGCUACCCUGCCUACCGCCUUCGCUCAGACCUCCAGGGAGACCCGGACCACUCUGUCCUGUCUCUGUUCCUCACCGCCUGCGGCGUGGACGCACAGUUUGUCGUCCCCUUCUUUGCUUGGCUGCCGAUGGGAAGGAAGGUGGACUUUGCUAACUUGCAGGAAGUUCUGGCUGAGUUUGAGGAAGGAGAGCAGCACAGAGCUUUGGCACAGCAGAUUAAAGCCUUGGUCUCUGUUUCAGGUUAUGUACAAGGAGUUGAAGGUGGUCCAUUGCGAGGCUCAGCUGAGAUCCUUCCAUGAGUGUAAACUCUUCCAAGAGAUCCCUCUGAAGCAACGUAACGCCCUGCGAGUCUACGACUCUCUGAAGAACCACUGCCACAGGACGGGCAGUACCUACACGGAGCUCCCCACCCUGUGUGACGAGGUCAGGAGAGGGUGUAGCUCCGUGGUGGAGGUGGAGGUGUGGGACGCAGUCCACUUCCUCAAAGAGCUGGGCGUAGUGGUACGGGAUCGCCAGAAGGUGGCGCUGCAGAACCUGCAUUCUUAUGAGACUGGGAUAGCUGAGUGCCUACGCUGUCUGGUGCAGGAAGAGCCCUGGGUUUUACCUCUGGAUGUCAUAGAGGUGCUGACUGCUUCAGCUCUGCAGAGGCUGAGGAAGAAGGGAGGGGAUGGAGGGAGUAGGGAGGAUCAAGGUGAAGUGGACUCUGACGCAGAGCGGAAGGCUAAUGAGCUGAAUGAAAGGUGUGAUAUGGAUGGCAGCGCUGCAGAGACAGACCGUACUAGUACUGCUGUUAGAACAGCCAGCGGAUACUCUGUCCCAGACCACAUCAAACCUGAACCAGCCCCUACAGACCAGGGCCCUCCAGUAGAUUUAGACCCAGACCAGGGCCCUCCUCCAGUAGAUUUAGACCCAGACCAGGGCCCUCCUCCAGUAGAUUUAGACCCAGACCAGGGCCUUCCUCCAGUAGAUUUAGGCCCAGACCAGGGCCCUCCUCCAGUAGAUUUAGACCCAGACCAGGUAAGUGCAGCAGAGAUGAUCUGCUUCAAUCCGGUGACUGUGAUCAGUGGUAAGGGGGGCUGUGGUAAGACCACGGUGGUGAGUCUGGUGUUCAAGGCCGCCUUGCAGCAGAGCCCAGAGAAGGAGGUCACGAAGGCAUGCUGGGACUUUGAAAAUGACUCCUUGGGGUCUGAGGCGUGGGAGGAAGCCGAGGCGUGGGAGGAAGAAGCCCGGUCGAAGAGUCUGCUCCCUCAGUUAAAUGGGGAGGUAAAGGACGAAACGAAGUCGUCGUCGUCGUGGGUUUUACAGGGAGAGGACGAGGUGUUACUAACAGCACCCACAGGGAGAGCUGCGUCUCUGCUCACCAAGAGGACCUGCUUCAAGGCCUACACCCUGCACCAGGUAGUGUGGAGUUUCAUGCAUGCCAAGAAAGACCCCAACGGGGCUCCUGAGGAGUGGAAGUUUGCGCGUGUGCGCGUGUUGGUGGUGGACGAGGGCAGUCUGGUGUGUGUUCAGCUCCUCCACUCCGUCCUCACCAUGCUCACCAAACACGCACAGCUCAGGAAGUUCGUCAUCUUGGGUGAUGUGCGUCAGCUGCCCAGUAUCCAGCCAGGAAACAUCUUGUAUGACCUGUUCCACAGUCUGGGCCGAGCCCAUUGGGCCAUCGAGAUGAGGACCAAUCACAGAGCUGAGUCUCAACUCAUCGUCAACAACGCCGGACAAAUCGCAGAGAUGGGGAUGAAUCGUAGUUUCAGACCGCUCCACUACGACGCCAUCUUGGAUCUGAAUGGAAGCUACACCAUGCCCUCUGAAGACAAGAGGUUCAUCCUCAUCCUGCUGCCCAACACCACCGAGGACUCUGACUAUGACCUUCAGGUGGCUGUCGAACUCUUAUUGGAAGCUGCUCCAGGACUGAAGAAUGACGCCACGUCACAGUUCAUCGCCUUCAGAAGGAAGGAGUGUGCCUUGAUCAAUGAGCUUUGCUGCAAACAUUACUGCGACCACCGCACCAAAAACAACAAGAACCGACUAGAUUUCCAGCCGAGAGAUAAAGUCUGCUGUACAAAGAACGGCUACGUCACAGACAGGAACAAGGAAGUGUCUCCUGAAGCAGAGGACUUGGAGAACAGCUACGUAUCUGACAGGGACAGGACCAAGCAGAGACUUCCUGUUCUGGACGGAGGGGAGAGACUGAGAGGGAACGGGGCCACACAGAGAGACGGAAGUGGUGACAAAAUGAAGAAUAAAGAGCGUCUGUGUAACGGAGAGAUAUUCUUUAUUAAACAUGACGUGACCGAGGAGGAGGCGGGCUCACAGCGGAGCAGGAAGCAGAGGUACUUGACUCUGGAUGAUGGUGACGGACGGAUGCUGUGUGUUUCCUUCAGGGAGCUGCAGAGAGAAUGUAAACUGCAACACGCCUGGGCUAGGACCAUACACACCUUCCAGGGGUCGGAGACCGAGACGAUUGUGUACGUGCUGGGUAACGGUAGCGUCCAGACGUGGAAACACGUGUACACGGCUGUGACACGGGGACAGAAACGUGUAUAUGUCAUAGCCAAGCAGGAGGGCAUGGCCUCGGCCAUCAAGAGACGCACCAUCCCACGUAACACCCGGCUGGGAACCCUGGUCAAAGAGCUGCUGGUCCAGCCUGGGGCUGAGGGGCAGGACCAACCAGACCAGAACCAAGCCCAGCCGGGCACACCUCGCAGGGCAGCCCCAGGCUUCGGGCCUACACAGACCACUCCUCUGGCCUCACAGACACCUAGCUGGUCUCUAAGGACCCCCUACAAAACCCCUAUAGCAGCACCCAGACUCCUCUCUACGCCCAGCCUAGCAGUCCUACUUCAGGCCAAUCGUGUCCACUCUCCGUCGGUCCUACCCAGGAAGCUGUGGAGAAAUGAGCCUCCAACAGCUUCUCAGGCAGAUGCCUCAGACACCUCUCUGAUGGACGACAUCACUUUCAGUCAGGCAUAUACCUGGUCGCCUAUGAACAGCAGCUCUGAGGACCCCUCUCAGGAGCAGCCUGAGUCGUGUGAGGAGGAGGAAGGGAUCGAGAUGGAGGCUAGCAGCAGCGCUGUAGAGGAUGGACACAUGGGGAAGGGUUCACAUUUAGCUGCUCGGUCUGGGGUUGAGAGCACCCCUUCCAAGAGGACGCUCAGUCCUGACAGUGAGAAACACAAUGUGACUCCUCAUAAACAGAUCAAGGUAAGAGGAGGAGGUCCUGACAGUGAGAAACACAAUGUGACUCCUCAUAAACAGAUCAAGGUAAGAGGAGGUCCUGACAGUGAGAAACACAAUGUGACUCCUCAUAAACAGAUCAAGGUGGAGCCAUUCGAAUCACCGCUGGGCUGUUCCAGACUGCAGCAGCUCGCCCUCUGCACGCCCACCUCCCACGGCAAACGGCUUUUCCAAGGUCCACCCUCCGAUCAGGACUGAACGUCUUCUCUCCCUGACCCAUUGAUACCAGGAUAUCUUAUGAUUGAUGGCCACUACUGCAUUGAUACCAGGAUAUCUUAUGAUUGAUGGCCACUACUGCAUUGAUUUUUUAAAACGGUAUUUUGUAUUUUUUUAACCUUUUUAAGUCAGGCAAGUCAGUUAAGAACACAUUCUUAUUUUCAAUGACGGCCUGGGAACAGUGGCCACUACUACAUUGAUACCAGGAUAUCUUAUGAUUGAUGGCCACUACUGCAUUGAUACCAGGAUAUCUUAUGAUUGAUGGCCACUACUGCAUUGAUACCAGGAUAUCUUAUGAUUGAUGGCCACUACUGCAUUGAUAGCAGGAUAUCUUAUGAUUGAUGGCCACUACUGCAUUGAUACCAGGAUAUCUUAUGAUUGAUGGCCACUACUACAUUGAUAGCAGGAUAUCUGAAUCAAAUCAUAUUUUAUACGUCAUAUGCACGGAAUACAAUUGUAGACCUUUACCAUGAAAUGCUUACUUACAAGCCCUUAACCAAUAAUGCAAUUUUAAUUAAAAAUAAGAGUUAAGAAUGAUAUUUACUAAAUAAACGAAAGUUUUAUUUUUUAAAGUAACGCAAUAAAAUAACAAUAAUGAGGUUAUAUACAGGGGGUACCGGUACCGAGACAAUGUGUGGGGGGUAGAGGUUAGUCGAGGUGAUUGAGGUAGGUAGGGGUAAAGUGACUAUGCAUAGAUAGUAAUGAGUAGCAGUAGUCGAGGUAAUGGAGGUGGUGCUCCGGUACUGCUUGCCGUGCGGUAGAGAGAACAGUCUAUGACUUGGGUGGCUGGAGUCUAUUUUUAGGCCCUUCCUCUGACACCGCCUGGUAUAGAGGUCCUGGAUGGCAGGAAGCUCGGCCCCAGUGAUGUACUGGCCCUUCCUCUGACACCGCCUGGUAUAGAGGUCCUGGAUGGCAGGAAGCUCGGCCCCAGUGAUGUACUGGCCCUUCCUCUGACACCGCCUGGUAUAGAGGUCCUGGAUGGCAGGAAGCUCGGCCCCAGUGAUGUACUGGCCCUUCCUCUGACACCGCCUGGUAUAGAGGUCCUGGAUGGCAGGAAGCUCGGCCCCAGUGAUGUACUGGGCUGUACGCGCUUCUCUCUGUGGCGCCUUGCGGUCGGAAUCCCCUCCGGCGCCAUCAUUAGACAGGAAACUGCAUUACUAUCUGUUUAUUUUAGAUGUUUUAAUUGCUAUACAUCUGGGCUUGUAUCAUUUUAUUGAUCAAGUGCCUCAGAUGAGAUUGUGAUCCUUUCAUCAGUAUGUUGCAAUCACCUCAGCCAUGUUGUUUAUUUUUCCACUCUGUAAAUCACCUCAGCCAUGUUGUUUAUUCACUCUGUAAAUCACCUCAGCCAUGUUGUUUAUUUUUCCACUCUGUAAAUCACCUCAGCCAUGGUGUUGUUUAUUCACUCUGUAAAUCACCUCAGCCAUGUUGUUUAUUCACUCUGUAAAUCACCUCAGCCAUGUUGUUUAUUCACUCUGUAAAUCACCUCAGCCAUGUUGUUUAUUCACUCUGUAAAUCACCUCAGCCAUGUUGUUUAUUCACUCUGUAAAUCACCUCAGCCAUGUUGUUUAUUCACUCUGUAAAUCACCUCAGCCAUGGUGUUGUUUAUUCACUCUGUAAAUCACCUCAGCCAUGGUGUUGUUUAUUCACUCUGUAAAUCACCUCAGCCAUGGUGUUGUUUAUUCACUCUGUAAAUCACCUCAGCCAUGGUGUUGUUUAUUCACUCUGUAAAUCACCUCAGCCAUGUUGUUUAUUCACUCUGUAAAUCACCUCAGCCAUGUUGUUUAUUCACUCUGUAAAUCACCUCAGCCAUGUUGUUUAUUUUUCCACUCUGUAAAUCACCUCAGCCAUGUUGUUUAUUCACUCUGUAAAUCACCUCAGCCAUGUUGUUUAUUCACUCUGUAAAUCACCUCAGCCAUGUUGUUUAUUCACUCUGUAAAUCACCUCAGCCAUGGUGUUGUUUAUUCACUCUGUAAAUCACCUCAGCCAUGUUGUUUAUUUUCCACUCUGUAAAUCACCUCAGCCAUGUUGUUUAUUUUUCCACUCUGUAAAUCACCUCAGCCAUGUUGUUUAUUUUUCCACUCUGUAAAUCACCUCAGCCAUGUUGUUGUUUAUUCACUCUGUAAAUCACCUCAGCCAUGUUGUUGUUUAUUCACUCUGUAAAUCACCUCAGCCAUGGUGUUGUUUAUUCACUCUGUAAAUUACCUCAGCCAUGGUGUUGUUUAUUCACUCUGUAAAUCACCUCAGCCAUGUUGUUGUUUAUUCACUCUGUAAAUCACCUCAGCCAUGUUGUUUUUCCACUCUGUAAAUCUUUUUUUAUUGUUUCUCUUUUCUCGGCCAUACAAAGGUUUACAGCUGGAGGAAUUCCCAAAGUUAUACAUAGACGAUAAAUAUCAUGCUACCAAAGUAUUAAAUUUGUACAAAAAUACUUUUACAGGUCAUAAUACCGGUCCAUUAGAAAUAAAAAUACAAUUUUUCAGGGACUUAAACAGUGA
Messenger RNA from Oncorhynchus keta (chum salmon), 6328 nucleotides. RefSeq names its product DNA helicase B-like. Lineage: Eukaryota; Metazoa; Chordata; Actinopteri; Salmoniformes; Salmonidae. The coding region runs from base 630 to 3818 and encodes 1062 amino acids. The transcript has 16 exons. The record is from RefSeq and is a predicted model, not a curated record.